Molecule: messenger RNA, 348 nt
Organism: Candida albicans SC5314
Lineage: Eukaryota; Fungi; Ascomycota; Pichiomycetes; Serinales; Debaryomycetaceae
Exons: 1
Coding region: 1-348 (115 amino acids)
Source: RefSeq, a predicted model, not a curated record
AUGAUACCAAGUAUGACAAUUGAUCAGUUGAUUGAAUCCAAAUGGUAUGAAACAUAUGAAUCUUAUAGUAUUAAUCAUAAUUUACCCAUAGAUAAAACUAUCAAACUGUCGUUACCAUCAAUAACCCAAGAACAACAACAACAACAACAACAGCAGCAGCAGCAGCAGGAGCAAGUACCAACACAAACCCCAGAAAUAGAUUUAACAAAUGAUAUUCCAAACAUAAUCAAACUAAUCAAUAAACAAUCAAAUGUAAAAGAAUUAUCUACUGAAUUAACAAAUGUUCUACUAAAAUAUUAUUGGGUAGGAUUUGAUACUGGUUAUGAAUGUUGUAACUCCAAUAAAUAA